Molecule: messenger RNA, 141 nt
Organism: Spirodela intermedia
Lineage: Eukaryota; Viridiplantae; Streptophyta; Magnoliopsida; Alismatales; Araceae
Source: the annotation of a GenBank genome assembly
AUGCGGUCAAAAUUGGGGUCGCUCGUCACGUUCCCAGUGAUCCACCUUAUCAGCUUCUCCCCCCUCAGCUUGCCGAAGAACCUCUGGUUGGAGUACCUCAGGUGGCAGGUCUCGUUCCACAUGACGGCGGCCUUUUUGUAG